ACGAUUGACUUUGGGUACAAAUUAUAUCUAACGAGAAUAGAAUUCGCGCUGCAUUAAGUGGACUUGUACUUGGGGAACAUUGUUUCGUAACUGAGAAUUUAAAAAUCGAGUGUGAUUUAUUAGACAACACCUAUGAUUUUUAUGAUGGAAAUAUAGUUUCGUAUCUAAGACAUUUAAAAUCGUUUGUGAUUUUUUAAUCAACACCUAUGAUGUUUAUGACGGAAAUAUAGUUUUGUAUCCGAGACUAUUAAAAUCGUGUGUGAUUAAUUAAACAAAACCUAUAAUUAGUAUGGCGGAUAAUGUUUAUUAUUUUGAAACGCGUAAUGUGAGCACAUGUUUUAAAAAAUACUCUCGCGGAAUAUUAUGUUAAAUGUGAAAUAGUAGAAUACCAAGGACAUAAUUAACCGCUCAAUCGUGUAUUUCAUAAUUGGCAGAACAUUAUCUAGCAUGUAUGUGAAAUGGUACUAUAGUAUUAUUGGCUACGUUUAAAUGAAGUAAUGAAGAAUUUAAAUCUUACAUACUAAAAACGAACCUUUUAUUUUGGAUCUAUUCUGUUUCGUUCAAAUGGUUCAAAGUAAUAGUUUCAUGGAAGAGAUAGACUGUGUGUUAACAUUUUAACAUGUACGGCAGAUCUGGGCAUUUCAAACAUUGUAUUUUAACACUUUUCUACGAGGACAACAAUUGGCAGAUUCGAAAUAAGGAAUUAAAUACCUCCACACUACAAGGUGAUAGCAUUAAGAAAAUUGGAUGUUGAGUCCUGCAAUAAGUCGUGUGGGUUAAUACAAAAAAAUGAGGAAUAUGACAUGUAUUCGGUUUAACCUUGUGAUAAUUUUUCUUAUACUGUCGGCGUCGGUGAUAUCGUGUCAUGGUGCCCGGCAUAGGACUCGCACGCACCGCUCCGGCGGAAAUUUGUUCGCCGACGAAGACGCCGGUGAGAAUUACCGAUAUCGAAGAAGUCCGUUCAGUGCCGACGAGGCCGACGGGGAUGCGGACGAGUACGAUCCGGAUGAGAUUAUUAAUAUCAGUACUAAUAAAGAGGGUAUAAGUGAAGGGAGGCGAACGCGAAUCGAUCCGAAGUCCAGUUGGCUCACGUUUUCAAACCGUCUUGAGCGGCGCAACGAGGAGCACCGGAAGAAGAAGCGGAAACGCAAAAGCAGCAAUAAACUGUUGGGCCCACCUGGACCCGUAGGGCCACCUGGGCCUCCCGGACCCCCGGGGACGAGCGUGUCAAAGGAAGAGAUACUCAAAGCCGUAGAGGACCUGAUUAAAGAAGCGGCUGAAAAGCGGGCUAAAGAAAUGGUAGCGGAGAUGCGAGACCUGCUGUGCAAUUGGACCUUGCCCCUUCAGCAGGACAUGCCCGGGGGUCAGGUUCCCUGGGGCGUGGUUCACGGUCCGAGGGUAUACGCAGGCUUCUCAUUGCGGCUGAAAACUAACACCCGGGUCAAUCGGAAAACUAUGAUGGAGUUACAUGCAUUUCAACAGCCUUUUGGCGAAGGUUCCUUUCAAAGAGGUGACGUAUUUAACGCUCGGGAAGGGCGUUUCCACGUGCCGCGAGAUGGCGUGUACCAGUUUUCAGCCAGUCUCCAUUUGCAAAUGCGUACAAAAGGAAAGGUCAAGGCGCGAUUAAAAGAUGAUGAACAUAUCAAAGUCGUUAUCUGCAUAAAUAGUCUUUGCCAAACUAACACGUCCAUCGAGACGUUGACGGGUGUGCUUGUGAACAGUACCGUAUUUACCUCCAGCGUCCACGGGCUCCUAUUUUUAAAAGAAAAGCAGUAUACCUCGGUUUAUAUAGACAAUUCGUCCAACUACAGCUUCGUCGUCCGACAGGGCUCGGAAUUUUCCGGUGUAUUUAUGGGUACAUAAACGAGUAACGUGACAAGCCAUCUAUGACAUCUCGUGAUUUGUCAACAAUUUAUCACGUGACCGGGUGACAUCGGCUUCAAGUGAUCAUUUAGACCACGAAUUAACGUACCAGUUAUUCAAUGCAUUAGACGAUAAAUAAUCGUGUUUACUACGUCUCGUGAUGAGAAAUAUAACACACAGAUUUUUCACUAUGUUCACUUAUAUCCAUCAUUCGGAUGUUGUAAAUAUGCAUUGCUUGUUUAUAAAAACGCUGCAUUGGUACUGCUUAUGUGUCUGAUGUUUAAUUGGUUUUGUAAAAUCGAAUAUGUGAUGAAUGUGUAUUUGAACAAACUUUCAAUUCAUAGAAAGUGCUGGUUUUGUUGUGACCAAGGACUUGUGGUCUGAACAAUCCGUGUGUAAAUGUAACACGGCCAAACUGUAUAAAGUUCUUUCACAAACUACGUUUAGAACGCUGAAUAGACAUGUUGAUAUUUUGAAAAACGUGUUUAUACCGUGUGUUAUGUAUAUUUGAGACAAUGCUUGCUCUGGUAGAAAUAACAACUAUCAAUAGACUUGAAAGCAUAACGUUGAUACAUAUUGUUUCUUGCGUGUUACUGAUCAGCUAGAAACAGUUUUUGUCUCGUCAAAAAGUUUGGGACGAGUGUUACUCUCGACAUAAUAAUAACUGCAAUACUAAUCACAAAUUCGAACACAUUGUUUUUGGUUUGCCUUUAAAACGUCUUAAAUUUGUUUUGUAGAUUAUGUUUAUGAUGUUAAUAAAAAGUCCAAUGUUAAGAUGAUAACAUUAGAAUAA
This is a messenger RNA of Dreissena polymorpha, 2656 nucleotides long. Its product is annotated as adipolin-like. NCBI's taxonomy places the organism in Eukaryota, Metazoa, Mollusca, Bivalvia, Myida, Dreissenidae. Bases 790 to 1863 code for a protein of 357 amino acids. Gene Ontology annotation, molecular function: hormone activity. The record is from RefSeq and is a predicted model, not a curated record. The transcript has 8 exons.